GAGCCCCUGGAGCUGGGGGCUGCAGCCCGGCUCCGUUCUCCCAGCAAGAGCGGGGGAUUCAGGGAGCGCCGAGAAGUGCGUGCUGUAGUGCCGGGGGAGCUGAAAGGGCCUGGGGGAGACUUUCACUCCGCUGUAGCAAAGCUGACAUAUGGCUGGGCAGGACCCGGCUGGCCCCGCUGCCCGGCCCUUUUCAGGGGUUGGUGUUAGGGCUGGGGAUUAGCCUGUCUUUUCCCUGAGCAAUAGCGCGCAUGGGUCUUCCUUGGGAGCACCGCCAGCGCGGAGAGGCAGAGGCGUCAAGGGGGGAUUUUGUGAGUAAGGUGGUGCAUCUUUUGGAAGAGACGGCAAAAAUGUAUAUUUAUUAGGAUUUUCUUCGGGGUUGAUGAACACUUGAAGAAAAAUCCUUUUGCGGUGCCACUUUGAUUUGGAGCGUUGGCUGCUUUAUUCACAUCAGGAUCUGGAAAAAUAAGUUAUUCCUAAGCAUGAAAAUAGAAGUACAGUUACCUGCUGUCAUUUCUUGCAUUUUGUGAAACACAGCUGCAAAAGCCAGGGCCACUUUAGUUGGAAAUCUAUGGAGAGGCUCGUGUGCUGUCCAGUGGGCCCCUCGGUGGCUGAUUUGCAGCUGUGGGUCAGCUGCUGGUGUAAAAUAAAGCGAAUCUGCCCAUUUUAUCUCCAUCCGGGGGGGAAAGGCUGUCAGCUUCUUCAGCCGAACUUCAGUGCAGCACGCCAGAGCUGUUGCGUGUGGCAGCGUGUGCUCAGACAAAUCCGAGGCUCUCGGGAGCAGGGAAAUCCAGGCUUUUUCAUCUGGUGCCUGGUGCAGUCAUCAGGGUGACUCUCCCUGCCGUCAGUGAGUGCUGGAUUUUGCCACUCGAGAAUGCACUAUUGCUCAAACAGCGGUGGGAGAGGGCUUGGCUGCCCCAAACACCAGUUUUGUAUUUGCGUCUCUCAAAUGAGUGAGCACUUGCAAUGUGUGUGAGUUCAAACAACGCUUUCUAGCUUUUUUUCAUUCUGAUCAUUUUAGGCAUGCAUCUGCACGAGUGAAGGUUCCUGUGUCUUAUGGACUUCUCACAGGGUACAAAAUUGACAGAGGCACUUCAGUUUGCAUCUAAGGGCACAGGAAGCUUUCACAUGGUAAAACAAACUAUAAAAACGAAUUAUGUUUUCAAAUGAUUGCUACAGAAAUUAGCCAGCUGAUUUAGCAGGGGAAAUUGAAACUAGCCCUUUCUGGCUGAAGUUAAAAUGCAUGCCUUUGGCAUAAUAGGAUGGCAUCUUUGGGCUCUCAUAUAACAUCGUGAACCAGGUGGUGGUAGAGAGAGGAGGAGGAUUAGGAGUUUGUGCUGCUGGACAGGUAUCCAAGAGCGUUUCCUUCGGAAUCCUUCCAUUGUUCAGGCAAGUAUUGCAGCAUCCAAUGUAACAGCUCUAGAUAUUCCUCCUCUCGUGACUGAUCCUGCUUCCAUUUAAGUUGGUAGCAGCAGCCACCCACUCCUUUUCUGCAGGAACUGGAUUGGACUGCUGAACAAACGAAGCUAGACUUUGUGCAUAUUAAAAUGCUGCUUUGAUUUUUGUGUCAAGCUGAUUUCUUUUUCUCUGAAGCUGAUUGGAAACAAACAAAAAGAAACCUGAUAGCCAUAGGUCCCUCAGGUUUUGUCUUAAAGUGUGUUAAAUACAUCUCUAGGUGCUGAUUUAUUAAGAGUUGUAAUUGUGUUUCUUUAUACACCUGCUCUUUUUUAAUGGGAAAGAUGAAAUAAAGAUUUUCACAGGGGAAAUAAUAACAUAAAUAUACCAAGUGCUCAAAUUGUCUGCCUGAGAGGCAUCAAGGACUUUGAGAUAAUGUCCUAAUAGCAAGGAAGCACUCAAACUUCAUAUUCAAAAUUUAUUUUUUUAGCUUCCAUGAAGUACAGCAGAUUUUAUGCAGUAUCUAGUUUGAAGGAUUUUGCCAUCAUUCACACAAGCUGCUUUUUGUUUUUCAAUAAAUAUUUCAUUGGGAAAACAUUUUUUUUAGGAACUCUGACUUUUUUCACACUGAUGUAAAGCACUCCUGGCACAGUUCAUCUCUGGCAGUGCUAACACUAGACAGAUGAUCCAAAGUAUUUGUGACUAUUUUUGCUUUUAUGUAACAUCUUAAAAGUGUAAUCUGUCAAACAAGGAGAAGGCAGUACUUUGAAAGUGCGAGUAGUCUUCUGGUGAUCUACUUCUCAUAAGGGCCAGGUAGCAAGAGAGACACCUCCUUUUAACUCAGCUCUGUAGUGUAACUGGCUCACAAGGAGACAGCUCCAGUUGCAGUGGUUCCUAAACAUGCGCACGAAUCCUUGCCAGAAAUAGCAGCUUUCAGUUACCAAGUCCAAAGAUCAGGAGUGUUUCAAAGGAGAGAGCAAGGUUCAGCUUCAAUGUAAGCAGGUUGGCACUAAGCAGAGAUCUUUAGUCUUGAUGAAUCUUUUGCUAAUUAGUGGUUUGUGGAAGAUGAAAUUUGCCAAUCUGAGCACAGCACUCAUUUUCUUCAGGGGUAUAUAAUUGCAUGUUUUCUGCCACUUCUUUUGAUUUCUAAACUUUCAUCAGUUAGAGAAACUGCUGUCAUGAAGAGGUGCCUGUUUUCUGUAAACAGAGAGACUCUCAACAUGCGUUAGUUCUUUAAUUCUUUUAUAAACAGAGUCAAUUUUUGUGUUUGCUGUAGUAGAGGCUUCAGGUUUGUUCAGCAUUACCAAUGCAAACACUAUAACAAAAAUAAGAUAACAAUGCUCGGCUGUUCAACACGAGUGGGGAAGGCAAGGCCUGUGAAUGCUGUGCUAACACUGCUCCUGGGUGUGCUGAAGUGUAGCCCAAGCUGAGGUCCAAAGCAAACGUGUGGCUGGGAGGCAGCAGAGGUUGAGUGGGAGAAACAGGCUUGUGUGUGUCACAGCAGGGUCCUGCCCUGUCUCUUGGCUGUGUGGGUAUUACACUGUGUGUCACUGUGCAGAGCACAAACUGCACUGCCACCAUGUCUGCCUCCCCGAUGGCUCCUGUGAGCGUGUCAGAUGCUGGCUGUCAUUGCUGAGCGGCCAGGAGGAGCUGUGAAGAUGUGCUGGCUGGGACAUUCCUGCAGCACAAAGGGGAUUUUCGGGGUGGGGAAGGCCUGAUGCGACGGGCAUUUCCAAGGGAGAGUUGGGGCAGUCUCCAGGGGUGAGGGGUGCAGCCUCAGAGCCUUCAGAAAGGGCUUUAAGCUCUGACUGGGGGUGGGAAGGCUUGGAAGGACCGAAGAAACUGGUAAGUCACCAGAGAGCAAGUUUUUGGUUUUCAUGUGUCCCUUCUUUGAGGGUGGAGGCUCAUCUAGCUCAGGUGAGACAGCAACCACCACCACAUCAGAGUGACACUGGAUUCAGGCUGCUGCAGUGAAAUUAAAGCCAUGCUCAGAGCCCUGCAUUAGGCCAGGUCAGACCGCUGCUCUUCGAGUGAGGGGCCAUGUUUGGUACCCUCCUCAGCUUGGUGCAUAAAAUCAGAGGGAUUGCCAUAGGACUGAAGUUCCCAACCUGUAUAACAUGAUCAGUGUUUUGAGUACCAUUGGUUUUAAAUUUCUCCUUAAUAUCACAAAUUUCACCUUAAUAUCACCCUGGAAUUGAGUUUUAAGUGGCAUUGAAUGACAUGACUCUCUGUGUAAUUAUUAGGAGCCAAAACCUGUUUACUUUGCUUGCACACCAGUAAGGUGUAAAAGCAAAGUAAACAGUUUGUUUUCAGUGAAGUUGGAAUAAAAAUGGAAUUCUUGGUAUGGAAUACAGAGAGAAGAGUUCAAACAUGGGUUGUUUUCUUUUAAUGUAAUAUUGAAAACUGGGUAGUAUAUGGAAGUAGCAGAAAAAAGAAGUUCCCUUUUUCAAGGAGUCCUGAAUUUGUGGAAAGAUCUAAACUUGCCCUAAUACUUCCUCAGAUGUAACAAUUAAAACUGUUUUUCUUGAUCCCAGGUUUUCCACCCCGGAAACCCUUGUACUGUUUGAGCCACACUCACCUUUAAUGGAAAUGUGACAAGUAUUGGCUGUUUUCAUACAGUUACUUAUAGUAGCCUCUAACAUUAGUCUUAAAAAGCCCUCCUGUCGUGCCAGGCAGGCAAUAAGGUUGAGUGAACUGUGCUAUAGCAAGAACCACCCAUGAUUGGAGGUAAACUAUGCGGAUAUAUGUUGGGGUGGAGGUUGAAAGGAGCGUGGAGGGCAUAUUUGAAGCAGACUGUGCAACUGCUAUAGCAGGUCUGACUAGUUUGAGAUGCCUAAAGGCAGCUUUGUCUUAACUUCAGGUAGCUGCAAAAUGAAGUUUUAAGUUCUAAUUCAGAAGUACAUCAUCAUCAUCUUCCGGUGCCUCCACAAACUUUACUUUUCAUGUGUUUUUACAGGCACUCUUUCUCCUUGGAAAAAAGCCUUUAGUAGGUACACAUCCACGUGCAUGCAUAUCAUUUGCAUAUUUUUCAAAUAUGCAUUUCAUCAAGAUAGGAGACUAGCGUUUGUGUGCAAACCACAGUGUUUUUUUUGAACAGUGGUGGUUACGUUUUGCUUUCUCACUGCUCUGUGGGCCUUGUGUGAGACAAGCCACUCUAUUACAGCACUUUAGGCACGGCCUGAUUUGCUGUGGGUCGGGUCUCAUGCCUGCUCCUGGCCCUGUGUCAGAGCAGUGCCUUCAUCUUCAGGAGCCUGUGCUGUCGUCACAGGGAUUUUGGCCAGGAUUCUCACUCCCAUGGGGUCCAAUAACCUGCUUGGGUUACUCUGCUGGGACCUGGCUCCCCCUUUCCCCCUCCUGUUCCAUCUGCUUGGUGAAAUUGGCUCUUCUGAACAACCCUUCCACUUUCCUUCUCUAACUAAAGUGUUCCACAAAUAGCUUGUGAAUGAAUAGAAGAGAGAGAAUAUUUUCUCUGUGAGUGACACACAGUGUCAAGCUUCCUGUCGCUGCUCUGCUUCCCCUUGCUGGCAGGGGCACACACGUGAUGUGUGUGUGCUUGGAUGAGGACUUUAAUUGUGGGGAAAAUCAGUAUAAUACUAUCAUGGGUGAGGUGAGUGGGUUGUGCCUGACUGAAUAUGAAAUAAAGUUUCAGACAUUUCAUUUCCUGAGCUGUUCUCUUUCUGUAUUUUCCGCUCCUGAUUUCCAAAUUUUCUAAACUAAAUUUUAGUUUGUGGUUUAGUUAGUUUCUUCUGUGUUAAUUAACAUGUCCUAACCAUGCCUCAAAAUACAGGCUUAAUACAGACACAUGGUGUCAAAAUAUGCUGUUAAAAAUGUGCUUUCCUAUAAGUUUAAAUUAUUUACUUGUUAAAGUCUAAAUUACUCCACAUAGAAGAGACGUGGGUCCCAUGGUGGCUGUUUUAAAGAACAUCUCUUCUGUAUAGUACUUUUUGUUGUGAAAUCAAGCAGGUGCAAUGAAAAAUGGAAUCUCUUUUGUCUCUAACUCAUAGCUAUUACAGGUUGAGAAUAGCUCAAGGUUGGCCAAAGUUCCCUUUAGUCAGUUUUCAGAAGGAUCCUGUGUAGGACAUGGGAACACGUGUUUUAUUUCAACAAAUGCAUGAGCUUUAGUGCACUGGACUGAAAGGGCAGCAGUUAGCAUCUUCUCCAACAUCAUUUAACACCAUCUGAGCAAACUUUCUUGUCAAAUUUUAACUAUGUUUUAAAAAUUUGUUUUGUUUUCACUGGUGGGGGAGAAAUGUCCAACAGCUUUUUCACCUCUUUAAGAGAAGCUUGCAGGGUGAGUGGAUUCUUUUUCAUAGAAUGUAUUUGUUUGCAGGGUUGUGUUCCUUUUAUUUAAGUAAAAAUGUUGGAAACAACUCAUGUGCUUGUUAAGCUACUUCAAAAAAUGCCACGGAAACACCUUUCUUUUCUCCUAAUUCUCAGUAGUGCAAAACUGGGUAGCAAAUAAAAUUUGCAGGCCAGAAACUAAAAUGACUUGUCAUUGGUGGGAUUUGUAUGGUGCAUUUGCAGCAUAUAUUUCUUCAGAGGAUUUUUUUUUCCUUUCUCCUCUUCUUCUCUCCUGCCAUUUGCUGCUUUUCAGUUUGACUGUGAUAAUUUAUUCAACACUGUUUUCAGAGCAAUAACCUACUUUUUGGCAAACCAUUCAGUUCUUUCAAUAGUGUGGGGGUCCCUCCCUACCAUGUGUUUAUUAAGGGUCCAUGACAAGGGGGAAAAACAAGGUAUCUUCAGGGAGAAGAUGCUACGAUAGGAUUCAAACAAAGUAAUUAUACAUAGGUGAGAAAAACUCCCUUAUUAUACAUGAAGGGGUCUCUCCCUCAUGGGUGCACACCCAAUUCUCAUUAACCUUUGCAGGAAUUGCACAGGUCCAGUGGAGAUGGGUGUGCAGUGCUCAGUCCCUGCACACACUAAAAAUAAAAGGCAGCCCGUGCCACGUGCGUGCCAAUAGAGAUGUCGUGUUCAACACAACACAACACAACGGCGCCGUCAUCCAUUGUUCUGUGUGCAGGGGAGGAGGGGUGCACAGCCAGCCUGGCUGUUUCAUCAUUCUCCCUUAGAGCUGACCAGCAGCAUCUUGUCAUUAUAGGCGUGUAAUUUUAGCAGUGAAAAGGGAGUGAGUGUGUGUGUAUGUGUGUGUUUCUCGGCCUGUGUCACUUUCUGGUCGCUGUUCUAGGUCUUUCAGAUGAUUGUUUUGAAUUUCAUUUACAAGCGAGGUGUCUCUUUUUAGACAGCGCUUGAUCUGUGCCAGUGCCUGCUGGCUCUGCAGUGGGAAGGAAUGGAAGGCAGUCUUUGCUGCACUGGGCCCUGGAGCAGUACACAGCCAUCUUAAUUGCUGCUGUUCCUCCUCUUGAAGAGAUGGCUCUGGUUCUCCCAGCAUGGAGUUGUGUGCGCCGGCUCCAGCGUGGCUCCUUGCUCACUGACACGGGAAUUCAUGGUGUUGUGGUGCUGCCUGUGGGACCAGCAACCUCCUGCUUCCAUGCAAGGAGGCUCAGAGUGCAGCACUUGGGGGAAGAAACAGUGGUGUGGAGCAGGAAGAGCUGCUGGGCUGAUCCCAGGGAUGCUUGUGUGUAGAAGCCCUUGCAUUGGGUUGCCAUUGCCAAUGCACCCAUAUUUUUGGGUGCCAACAAGCAGAGUCUGCUGAAUAAUCAGCUAAUCCCGUAGUAAAGUCAGGGGAUCUGGCCCAGUGCUGUGCCUGGUUUGCUUUACUGCAGCUCUGAUUUCCUGCUGCUGAUGCUCAGGUGUGUAAAGCAGCUCCUGGUCCUUCAGCAGAUUGCUGAGCCCGUGUGUUCACAGCACAGUAGAACUCAAUUCACACUUGGCAGGCCUGGCUGCUUCUUUAACGCUGCUACAUGGAGACCCAAAUUUGAAAACAGCCUCAGCCUGGCUCUUUUUGGUGUCUCUCUGAAGCACAGAGCCCAGGUAAGCUGACCCCCAGGGAAGGAGGCUCCUGGUGGUGGCUCAGACACUGUUGUGAGUAGACCGUGUGUGCAGCCAUCCUGGGAAAGGAUGCAGAGGAGAUUUGGCACAGAGGUGGCCUGAGAUAAGGGCAGCUUUCCCAUCUCCUGGAAAAUCUCUCCCCCCUCAGUAGGUAGCCCUAACAAAGCAUCUUCUGGUGGUGGGAAGGGGGGACAGCUUCGCCCUGAUCUGGCUCAGAGCUGGUGGUUGGUGGUCAGCAGGGCCAGGCCUGUGAAGGGCUGUGGCAGGGUUGGCAGUCAUGGACAGUGUGAUUCCUAAAGCUUUCAGUUAAGGACGAGACCAAAAAAGGGCAGGCUGGGGGCUUGUUUGCAUCUUCUGGGCACUGUUUUAUAAGGAAGCACACGGGAAGUCCUGUCUGAAGCACAACAUGUGAGGAUUGACAUUUUGGCUUUGAGAUCUUUGAGUCAGAAAUCAGUUUCUGCUGGGCAAUCCAAACCUGUUCUGCUUUUUUCCAGUAAAGACUACCGCCUGCCUGUAUGUAAAUGUUAAAUAAAUGUUUUCCAACCCUGGUGUGUUACCCUGGUAUAUUCUCCCUCUUGCUUUGCACUGAAAAGGAAUUGUCAGAGUUGCACAGGGCUUUUGCUCUUGCCUUCAGCCUCACAGUGGUUUGCAGUGUGCCUUGCUGGCUUUCCAUGCUCACAACCUGUGCAGUCUUGUCCACCUUCUGGUUCUGCCAGGGCAGCCUUUAAUGCUUUAACAAGCUAACAAGUGCUCCUCUGAUUUAAACUUGCAUUAACUUCUGCUACCCUGAUAGAAUUCCUAAUAUUAUAAACACCCUUAAUAACAUGGCUAUAAUCUAGAAAACCUGCUGUCCUUUUUCCAAACAAUUACUUAAUGAGGCAGUAAUUUAUUCUAAGCUAUAUUUAUUGGAGCCCAUUCCAGCUUUAUCAGACGUAUCAGACGUGGUUGGAUGUGUGCAGUUAGUCAAAAACAUUAAAACUGCUCCACUUCUUCCAGGGGAACAUGUUACAUUUAGCAAACUGACAGCAUUAGAAACUGUUUCCAAUUUAAUAGAAGCAUAUGUUUCCUGCAAGGCUUAACACGCUGCAGAGUCAGAGAUUGCCUUCCACUGCGGCUUUGCCUUUUUUUAGCGUGGUGAAAAAGAGCUGCAAACUGAAGGCAGAAGUGGAGUUUGUGUUUCUGGUUGUUUUGCAGAGAUCCUUCUAGCAGGGCUUCGGCGGGCUGCAAGUUUAAGAAACUCUCAAGAAAGUGAUGUGGGCGGUGCACACAGAGCUCUCGCUCCAAAUGCAGUUUCUGAUCAUGAACAAACAGCGAGAGCUCGCUUUGCCCUCUGGGCCUCAAAUAGUACAGUAUGCAACAAGGGAGAGCAGGCAAGGCACGAGGAUGGAAACAGUAGGAUCAGAUUACAGUUUCAAAAUAUCGCUGGAACACGUUGGCUGGCGUUACACUAUUGACUGGCUUUAUAAUUGCAUUGCUUAUUUGCUAGGGAAGGCUUCACCUUACUUUCUGAUUAACGUGGGCACUCCUUCGGGGACCCGGGGACUCCGGGCUCUGAGUAUCAAAGGCAAACCCCGUGAGACCUGCACAACUUCAGAUGCUUCUCAAAUGAGAGUCUGAGCUUCCUCUGUUGUCUCCUGUUUGCCAGAGGUUUCCUUACACAGCCCCUAUUGAAGUUCUACUUAGAAUAGCCUCUAACAGUCACCCACUAUGGUUUUCCUCCUUAUUUUGAUUUUAACUGGAGAGGAGAAAAGACCCCUGUCACUCAGCUUGCUAGCUGCUCCUUGCUCAGUCUUCACUCUGUGUGAAGUGCCUGAAGCAGGGGGCUAAGGCUGUGUUUCUGCAGGGAGAGAGAAGCUGCCUGUCUUGCUAAAUGCAGCAAUGGGGUGCUGAGGAGCUUUACUUGCUUCUCUGUUUCUUCUGGAAGAGCUGAGGUUUACCCAUCCACCACAGGAGACGGGGAAGAGUUAGGUCCCUGUAAAAUAUGUGUGAGAAAUACCUGCCACUUAGAAUUACUGCUGGCACUGACAGCCUUGCAGUGAAGGCUUGCAAACAUAAAAACAAUCCCCUGUACUCUCUGGAAGCAGAGAGCUGCCCAGGAGGCCAAUUUUUUUAUAUACUCUAAAGGAGAGUUUUGUAAGUGCUUAUUAAACCUCACUCAGUUAAAAAAAAAAUUAAAAAGGGCAGCCAGAAUUAAUGUAAAAUGUGUCAGGGAAAACAAACCUUGUAAAUACAGAAUGUCUGAGCACUGGCCUGGAGAGGACAGAAACCCCUGCACAGCUCCAUUCCCCCUGCCUUUCUUCGGGGCUGGUGGGAUUUGUUUCCUAACUCCCAUGUGGCAUGAGACACAGUUCUUACCAGGCAGCGUUGUCAGGAGUCCUCUUUAGCCAGGCAGCAUGGAUGCAGUACACUCCAACGUGUGAAAAAGCAUCAGAUCCCGAGAAAGCAGCCUUGUGGGGAAAAAAAAAAAUAAAUUAAAGAACACUCCCCCCCUCCCCCAGCCCCCGUCCGGGCCGGUCGGUUCACACCCUGCAGGCAGCUGCAGCACAGCACAGGCAGCGGGGCCGUGCAGCUCCGCAUGGAACAGGCUGUCCCAGCUCGGGGAUGCUGCCGUGCCAGGCUUUAAACACUCCGGUGUCAGCAGAUGAAAUCCCCAAGGAGGGGCCAUUUCCACCCAGCUCUGGCUGCUGCCUGUGAAAGUCCAUGUUGCUCGUUCGCUCCAGCCCUGCAGUCAAACCUCGACACCUGGGCUGCUCAGCUUUCCCCCUUGUUUUGAGCGGGGCUGGGAGAACCUGCCAGGUUUAUACUGGCCUUCCCUCUGCUUUUCCUUUGUAACUCUCAAUGGGAGGAGGGUGCCAGUGCUCUCAGAUGUCUGCCUUCCACCUGCUGGGGCAGGUUUGCUGUGCUUGCCAGGAUCCCACUGGCCAAGGAGCAUCCUUCUGUAGUGGGUGAGCCCAUGGUCCUUCCCAAGGGGUCUUCUACAGAUGUGUCCGUUCUCUCUCUUGCUGUGGCCUUGGGGAUGUGGAAACUGGGACAGGGAGAGAGAGGUUUACUGGUUUGCCUCCCUAGCUCUAGGGGACAGAUACUUUGAAGUUGUGGAGACUGGUGACAAGUUCAGGUGGUCCCUCAGGCUGGGUCCUGCAGCACUGAAAUACCUCACAGCAGCUCAACCUACCUCUGUUAGCUCAGAGGGUCUUGCCAGUUGAACACAGUUGGCAUAAAAGGCCUUUUUAUUUUGGUCCUGCGGCUAUCUGUGCCAAAUCCUCAUUCUGCUGAAGUCAGUAACAAAACACCCAUUGACUACCAUUGAGCCAGGAUACAACCAAUGGACCCCUCAAGGAUGAGGAGUGAAGGAUGGAGGAGAGGAAAAUUGUAUUUCAUGUGCCAGAAGUGACACAGAAAGCACUUCCAUAAUUCACCGGAUAUAUGUUGGGGAAAGGAGGAAAGCGGAAGUUUGACGAGCAUGAAGAUGGGCUGGAAGGCAAAGUGGUGUCUCCCACUGACGGUCCCUCUAAGGUGUCUUACACCUUACAGCGUCAGACUAUCUUCAACAUUUCCCUUAUGAAACUUUAUAACCACAGGCCAUUAACCGAGCCAAGCUUGCAAAAGACAGUUUUAAUUAACAACAUGUUGAGGCGAAUCCAGGAAGAACUCAAACAAGAAGGCAGCUUGAGGCCCAUGUUUGUGGGCGCUUCGCAGCCUGCCGACCCUCUCAGCGACAACUUCCGCGAGGCGCAGCCGGCGUUCAGCCACCUGGCCUCGCCGCCCCUGCUCCCCGCCGACCUGGUAAGCACUAUGCCCCUGGAGUCCUGCCUCACCCCGGCCUCUCUGCUCGAGGACGACACUUUUUGCACUUCCCCGGCUGUCCAGCACGAUGGUCCGACGAAGCCACCACCUCCUGCUCUCCAGCCAGUAAAGGACAGCUUCUCCUCAGCCUUGGACGAAAUCGAGGAGCUUUGUCCAGCACCUACCUCCGCAGAGGCAGUAGCAGCUGAGCCGGCAGCCGGCGACUCGAAAGCCCAGCCCAGCGAGUCCAACAUCCACAAGCCCGAGGGCCUCCUGGAGAGCAGAACGGCUGAAUCCAAACUCAUGGACCCCCUGCCUGGCAACUUUGAGAUAACAGCUUCCACAGGUUUCCUCACAGACUUGACCCUGGAUGACAUUCUGUUCGCUGACAUUGAUACGUCCAUGUAUGAUUUUGACCCCUGCACAUCUGCCACGGGGGCUGCCUCAAAAAUGGCUCCUGUCUCAGCAGAUGAGCUCCUAAAAACUCUCGCUCCAUACAGCAGUCAGCCAGUAACUCCAAAUCAGCCUUUCAAAAUGGAUCUCACAGAACUGGAUCACAUCAUGGAGGUGCUUGUUGGGUCUUAAAAAUAUUAGAAAUAUAGCAACUUUUUUUUUGUCUUUUUUCUUUUUUUUUUUUUUUU
This is a messenger RNA of Zonotrichia albicollis (white-throated sparrow), 11765 nucleotides long. RefSeq names its product SERTA domain containing 2 (gene SERTAD2). Gene Ontology annotation, molecular function: transcription regulator activity. Gene Ontology annotation, cellular component: nucleus. The record is from RefSeq and is a predicted model, not a curated record. NCBI's taxonomy places the organism in Eukaryota, Metazoa, Chordata, Aves, Passeriformes, Passerellidae.